AUGUCUGCAAUUGUUAAAAAGGUUGUUGCCGAGGUCACUGGAAAGUACGUUUUCGAUAAGGUUGCGGCUUUGGGGCCUAGGAAUCCGCUAUACGAGGAGUACACGGAUGACAGCGGCAACGCACAGACCAAGAAGCGGGAAAUCCCUCUCGGCUUAUCGAAGAAAGACCAAGCCACUCUUGCCAAAAUUAGAAAGAGAGCUUAUCGCCUCGAUAAGGGAUUCAAUUUGUGUGGUUUACAAUUCGGAUACACUUUUAUUUUCGGUCUCAUUCCUGGAUUUGGUGAUGUUCUGGACGCUCUCCUUAACUACUUUUUAGUGCUCCGAGUAGCUGAAAAAAACCUUGAUCUACCUGCUGGUAUUAUAAAUCAUGCUUGGUUUAACAAUAUCGUAUCUGUGGCUUUUGGUUUGGUUCCACUCGCAGGUGACGUUGUUCUUGCUGCUUGGAAGGCGAACAGUCGAAAUGCAAAUAUGUUCGAGGAGUAUCUAAUUAAACGAGCUGAGUUUUAUAUCCACCUCCCCGAAGAAUCUCGCGAGCUAGCCCAGCAACUAGACACGCUUGGUGACGCCAUUUAUAAGGAAGAUAAGGGUGGCGAUAGCGGCAACAACAACAACAGCCAUCCCAAGGGUCUAUUUAAAGCUGCAAAGGGUAUUAAAGCUGGCCACGGUUUGAAAAAGUCGGAAGGUGUCAAACUCAGAGAGAUCAUCAAACAAAGGCUGGCAGAUGUGCAGGAUAACGCGUAA
Messenger RNA from Wallemia ichthyophaga EXF-994, 741 nucleotides. RefSeq lists its product as uncharacterized. The transcript is spliced from 2 exons. The record is from RefSeq and is a predicted model, not a curated record. The coding region runs from base 1 to 741 and encodes 246 amino acids. Lineage: Eukaryota; Fungi; Basidiomycota; Wallemiomycetes; Wallemiales; Wallemiaceae.